Molecule: messenger RNA, 981 nt
Organism: Blastocystis hominis
Lineage: Eukaryota; Bigyra; Opalinata; Blastocystidae
Exons: 7
Coding region: 1-981 (326 amino acids)
Biological process (GO): protein N-linked glycosylation
Cellular component (GO): endoplasmic reticulum membrane
Molecular function (GO): alpha-1,6-mannosyltransferase activity
Source: RefSeq, a predicted model, not a curated record
AUGUUUGAUAAACAAUGUGAAGGAUGGGUUCUAGUAAGAAUUUUCAUUUGUUCUGAAAUUCGUUUUAUGAAACAUUCCGUUAAGGACGUUAUCUCGGAAUUGCCAAUUCUCAUAGUUGCGGCGAUUUAUAUUGUACUGUGUCCCUUUACGAAGGUGGAAGAGAGUUUCAAUGUGCAGGCAUCCCAUGACCUUCUCUAUCAUGGGUUCGAUAUUGACAAGUACGAUCACCUUGAAUUUCCCGGAGUUGUACCAAGGACAUUCAUAGGAUCUAUAAUCACAUCACUAAUGAGUUUUCCUAUAGUUCGUGUCUUUCAGUUUUUGGAAAUUCCCAAAUACUAUUCUCUCCUUGUAAUGCGCUUCGCCUUGGUGUUACUCAAUUUUAUGGGUAUCCAUCGUCUGCGCAGAGCAUUGGUAAAGAAAUACGGAUCGUCUGCCGGACAUGCCUUCAUUUGGAUCUGCUGCAGUCAAUUUCAUCUCAUGUUUUACCUCGGUCGUCCUCUUCCCAACACAUUUGCAUUGGCCUUAGUGACGUAUGCAUUCGGCUGCUUUCUGGACGGGCAAUACAAGCAUUUUAUUUCUUUGUUUGUUUUCUGCUGCGUGGUGAUUCGAUGCGAUACGCUCGUUCUCCUCGCUCCCUUUGUCCUCCUCCUCCUCUUUUCUCCUUCCAUUUCGUUCAUUCAAAUCAUCGCAAGCGGAAUCACAUCCGGCUUUCUUUCCCUUCUUUUAAGCGCGUCCAUAGACAGUAUUUUUUGGAGAUACGCGCUCGUUCCGGAGCUUGUCGUUCUCUAUUACAACACAAUCUUGAACAAAAGCUCGAAUUGGGGAACACAACCUUAUUCUUGGUAUUUCGUUUCGGUGAUUCCGCGUCUCUUUUACAAUUGUGCUCCGUUUCUUCCCUUCGCUCUUUGUCCUCCUCUCUCCACGUUCCUCACCAAGCCCCUUUCCAAACUCCGUUUCGCUUCUCCUCUCCAUUCAGAAUAG